GUAAAACUCUUACCUUACUAGAGUAUUCAUCGACUCUAUAUUCAUUAUUAUAUUUCAUAAUUUAUUUAAUUUAUGAUGAUAAGAAUAAUUUGCUGCCAAAAGCUGAUAUCAUUAAAAUUUAGGAGUUCUAAUCUAUUUGAAAGCAGAUUACUUGAUUAAAUUUCUAAGUUUUUUAUUUCAACUAUGGAAGAGUGUUUAUUCAAUCCUCCUCUUCCCUAUAGUGAAAUUAUAAAACCUUCCUUGUAGGGGAAAGGAGGCUUGUACUUAGGGCAGAUAGAAGUUGCUGAAAAUUAUGAAAAACUUAAAAAGCUAAGGAUAGGAGCGAUCGUUUCAAUUAUUGGAUAUCCACUUAGGCUAAAUUAUGAUAAUAAAAUCAAGCAUUUGUAUCUUGAAGCGUACGACAGAGAAGAUUAAAAUAUAGAGUAAUAUUUUGAUGCUUCUUACACAUUCAUAAAUGAAAACAUUAAAAAGACAAAUGUAUUUGUGCAUUGCUAAUUGGGAAUAUCUCGAAGCUCAUCAAUAGUAAUUGCUUACUUGAUGAUGAAGAAUAAAUAAACAACUUUUUUGAAGGAAUUGCAAUUUGUGAAAUCCAAAAGAGAUUGUGCUCAUCCUAACGAUGGCUUCCAGAAGCAGCUAAUGAACUUGGAAAAGAAAUUAUCUAAAAACUCAUGACUUUAGCAUUGAAAAUAAGCGAAUUACUAAAUAAAAAUGACAUUCUUGAAAAAAAUCCUAACAAAAAUUCAAAUAAUAUAAAAAGAAUAGAUAUUAAUUUAUUAUAAAUUAAACAUGCUAGAUGAAUUUGAUAAAUUGUGUUAUGAGAGCAGUUUUCAGUCUUUUUUAAAGAUGAAUGAAGACAGUCUCAUGCAUAAUUACUUUCAAGUGAAGUAUAUGUUACUUCUACAUGUCAACAUGCUUAUUUUUAGAAUUAAUUAUUAACAAUUACUAUUGUAAGUAUUAAUCUCCUCAUUUUUACAUGACUUGAGUAUUCUAUCAAAGGAUAUUUGAUUGCCAAAAUUAUAUUACAAAUCGUACCUCAUUUAAAUAAAUUACUUUUUUGUAUCCUAUAUUAUUUUUAUUGUACGAUUUUGAAGCUACACUGAAGAGUAACACAUACUUUAAUAUUUUGUUUUUUAGUUGCAAAAAGUCAAAAUAUAAGUGUAACUUUGUUUCCAUAUUGCAUUUUGUAUGAUAGAGAGACUAAUUAUAUUAUAGAGUAUUUUUUUAAAUUAAAAAAGUAUUGUUA
Messenger RNA from Tetrahymena thermophila SB210, 1243 nucleotides. RefSeq names its product dual specificity phosphatase domain protein. Gene Ontology annotation, molecular function: protein tyrosine/threonine phosphatase activity; MAP kinase tyrosine/serine/threonine phosphatase activity. Gene Ontology annotation, biological process: protein dephosphorylation; negative regulation of MAPK cascade. The transcript has a single exon. Gene Ontology annotation, cellular component: cytoplasm. The record is from RefSeq and is a predicted model, not a curated record. NCBI's taxonomy places the organism in Eukaryota, Ciliophora, Oligohymenophorea, Hymenostomatida, Tetrahymenidae.